Molecule: messenger RNA, 762 nt
Organism: Odontomachus brunneus
Lineage: Eukaryota; Metazoa; Arthropoda; Insecta; Hymenoptera; Formicidae
Exons: 2
Coding region: 187-423 (78 amino acids)
Source: RefSeq, a predicted model, not a curated record
UUGCAUCGGUAGUACCGGUGCACCUCGUCGUCGCGUUGUUCCGCAGAACGCUACGCGCCGCGCUCGUAAUCACUGCGGAACACGCCGCGCGUACACACCAGCUACAACUCUGACGAGCCACCGCGACAGUUCGAACAUCCUCGCUCGUUGGACGGGCUUGAGCGAUCGAACACGAAUCGAUCAGACAUGAAGUACUCACCGCAGCAACAGCAACAGCAGCAGAAGCAGAGGAAGUCGGAGAGCGACGCCGCGUCCGUCGAUGCGACCCUCAGCCGGACGUCGCGACGCCCGUCGUCCUCCACGGAGCGCAAAGGCUCGUCAGCGUCAUCGACACGGGCAGUCUGUCGCUCACCGUCCACCGGAAUGUUCGCCUGGAUGCGCGUGUUCCGACUCGCGUCGAUGCUGCACCAGGUCGGCUGUUAAAGGCCGCCACUUGGGACGCUGGGAAACCACCGAAAACAAGAGAGUCGAUAGAAUCGUAUCUUAAAGAGAGUCUCAGAUUAAUAAUUAAUAUCGUACAACAGAGAGCGGUGACGCGCGUUGCGCGCGAUCUACGAUUACAUAUAUACAUAAAAGAGUACAUACAUAAAUACAUAUAUAUACACACACCUACACGGCCGAGUCGUUAACGUAGAGAUGGCCGUCGUUGUAGCUCGAUCAUAGUGUGUUAACGUGAUAAUCACGUGCAGGUGAGUCGCGCAAGUCGCGAUUGCCAUGUAGACGAGAUGUUGAGAGAGAGAGGGAGAGAGAGAGAGAGAGAGA